AUGGGUUUACAUUCAAUUUAUAUUGAUACUGAACAUACAUUUUCAUCUAUUCGUCUUUUAAGUAUGAUUAGUGAUUUUAAUAGUAAACAAGAACACUUACUUGAACUUGUUCGUACUGAAACUGCAUUUGAUGCAGACUCAUUAAUGAAUAUAUUAACACAAAUUGAAAAUGAAUUAGAAGAUGAAUUUAAAAAUAAUACAAUAGAUCAAUGUCCUAUUCUAUUAAUUAUUGAUUCAAUUGCUGCUCCAUUAAGAAUGUCUACUAUGGGUUAUGAUCGAGAUAAUAUUCUAUUAUUAUUUACUGAUUGUGCUAAACGACUUGCUACAAGAUAUAAUCUUCUUGUUUUAGUAACGAAUCAAGUUACAACAAAACGUCGUUCAAAUGUUUUAACAGAAAAAGUUGAUAAAAAUUUAUCAUUAACUACUAAUAAAAAUACAGGAAAUGAUUUUUAUAUGAGUGUUGCUCUUGGUAAAGCUUGGUCAUAUUCUGUAAAUGUUCGUCUUGCUAUAUCAUAUCAAGGUGAUACACGUCGACAACUUAUUGUUGGUAAAUCAAUUGAAUCACCUGGUUAUACAAUACCAUUUCGAAUAUUAAGAAAUGGUUUAGAAGAAAUAAACGAAAAUGUAAAUAUUAAUACUGAAAGAAAAUCUUUGAAAACACAUAUAAUACCACAAUUAAUUCAAGCUGAUGAAAUGCAUCUUAUUGGAAAACAAUUACGACCUUAA
Molecule: messenger RNA, 726 nt
Organism: Rotaria sp. Silwood2
Lineage: Eukaryota; Metazoa; Rotifera; Eurotatoria; Philodinida; Philodinidae
Source: the annotation of a GenBank genome assembly